This is a messenger RNA of Onthophagus taurus, 753 nucleotides long. RefSeq names its product venom allergen 5 2-like. Gene Ontology annotation, cellular component: extracellular region. NCBI's taxonomy places the organism in Eukaryota, Metazoa, Arthropoda, Insecta, Coleoptera, Scarabaeidae. The record is from RefSeq and is a predicted model, not a curated record.
AUGUUUAUAAAAAUUGUGUAUUAAAUUAAAAUUAAUAUUCGUUCCAGCUGAUGGUCAUAAUAAGUUACGUGAAAAAGUGGCAAACGGUAUGGAAAAUCGCGGUGGACUCAGCGGUACCGCUGAGUUAAUGUACGCUUUAAAAUGGGAUAAUCAACUUGAAUACGUGGCAACAUGUUGGAAUAAGCAAUGUCAAUUUGAUCAUGAUAAAUGUCGAUCGACGGAAGAAUUUCCGAAAGUGGGGCAAAAUCUUUAUUGGUCAUCGGGACAAGCUUGCGAUUGGAAACGAGAUUUAGAUGCUGCUCUACAAGGGUGGUAUGAUGAAGUGAAGGAUAUGAGUGAUCAAUGUUUGCAUCAAUUUGGAGUUGGAUGUGAUACAAUGAAAGUUGGUCAUUUCACUCAAUUAGCUUGGGGUAGCACUGCCCGGGUUGGAUGUUCUUUAGUUGAAUAUGACGGGCAAUGUCAAAUAGCUUGUAAUUAUGGUCCUUCCGGAAAUUUCCAGGGUCAACCAAUGUAUGUUCGUGGCCCUGCAACUUGCGAAUUUGAUAGCGUAAAGUAUAAAAAUUUGUGUCUGCUACGUGCUGACGAUGAAUCAGGGGCUAAAAGAAUUAAAGGAAUUUACAAAAAUUUAUAUCUAAUAAUAUACUUAAUAAUUGUUAUUGGAAUUUAUUAUUAAAUAAAGAUCCAAGGAUGUUUCGGUGAUUAAAAAUUGAAAUCUUGUCAAUUACUAUUGUCAAAACGUUAUUCCAAAAUGAA